UGCAAAAAGAAAAAAGAAAAAAAGAGUAGUUUGUACAACAGAUUUUGACUUUUGAGGAAAGUUUAUGAUUGAAUUGCAAAAAGUAUAUAAUUUAUUAAUAACUACAAUCAUCAGACCCACAAUAAUUAAAUGAAAAUGUCACCUCAACUGCUUUGAAUCUGAUAGAACCCAUUUGAGUUCCAUUUGAGUUUGAUGCUUGUUUUCCACUACCUCAAAACCUCACAGCACCGAGGAAAAGUCGACCCAGUAGAUCCAAUAAUAUAAUUCAGUUGGAAAAAAAUAACAAUCAAGAAAGCAAAGAAGAGAUGUCGAGGCGAUCUGGGAACUGUUUGAGAUGUUGUUUGGUGGCUUUUGCAGUGAUUUCUGCUCUGUGUGUAUCUGGGCCUGCAAUUUACUGGAAAAUCAAGAAGAGUAUUAGUUUGCAGAACGCCAAUGCGUCGUUGCGUCCUACUUGUACUCCGUGUGUUUGCGAUUGUGCUCCUCCUCUUUCCCUUCUCAAGAUUGCUCCCGGCUUAGCCAAUCUUUCGGUUACAGAUUGUGGUAAAGAUGAUCCUGAACUUAAGGAAGAGAUGGAGAAACAAUUUGUUGACUUACUGACAGAAGAACUAAAGCUGCAGGAGACUGUUGGUGAGGAGCAUAUACAUCAUAUGAAUAUCACUUUAGGAGAAGCAAAAAGGUUGGCUUCACAGUACCAAAGAGAAGCUGAGAAAUGCAAUGCUGCCACAGAAACCUGCGAGGGAUCCAGAGAACGAGCGCAGGCAUUGCUUACAAAGGAAAAGAAAUUGACUUUAAUGUGGGAACGAAGAGCCCGUCAACUUGGAUGGGAAGGGGAGUAGAAGUCAUGAGAUCGUGCAAUUGGUGAAUGAAUGGACCUGUUGUCUCCUUAGGUCGUCUCUCUCUUUUCUCCCAGUAAUUAAGUCGCCAUUUUCUUCCAGUAACUACAAUGGUCACUCAUAAUCAGAGCAUAUACGCUGCAACACGUCCGUAAAGGUUCCUCUUAUAUAUCAGAAAUGCAUGCAAUUGACAGAUACCUCUGCUGAUUAGCCAAGUCUAAGGAACCUUGGUAAUCAAUUUGAAUGAGCCUUUGCCUCAAUUAUUCUUUCUUUUUUAUUAGAAAACAGUUUUCUGUUCCAUACCUUGCUGAUGAAAAGCAGGAAUGAUGUUACUUAUGAUUACAGUGUUUUUGCAGAGAGUAUUGUCACUUUUCAUUAUGUUCUUGGAUAGAAAUGGAAUCUUAUUACUUGUUUAGUACAUUUUGAAACCCAGGAAUCUUAGGUCGUAACACUUGUUUGGUCUGGUCGGUAAAUUUUCUCUCGUGUGUUUUUUUCUCCAUUUUUCUGUCUUCUGGAAGCCAAAAUAAUUCAUUUUGGAACAAAAGAAGUAAAUUACUUACGACUUAAAAUGUCUAGAACUCAUUCUGCUUUAUUGCACAUAAUGGGAUCACAUCAACCGCGCCACUGUAUGCCAUUUAAUAUGCUUAUUGGCUUCUAGUUUCUUUAUACCAAGUGCAAGAAUAAAUAGCUGUACGACGUACUCCUUCUAUCCCAAAUAGCAUUGUCCAGUAUAUAUUUUCACUUUUAGUUCAAUUUGUAAUAGAAAUAAAUCCAAACUAGACAAUAAUUUCAGGACGGAAGGAGUAACUCUAAAUUUGUCGAAAUG
Messenger RNA from Oldenlandia corymbosa var. corymbosa, 1659 nucleotides. NCBI's taxonomy places the organism in Eukaryota, Viridiplantae, Streptophyta, Magnoliopsida, Gentianales, Rubiaceae. The record is from the annotation of a GenBank genome assembly.